Molecule: messenger RNA, 2170 nt
Organism: Lentinula edodes (shiitake mushroom)
Lineage: Eukaryota; Fungi; Basidiomycota; Agaricomycetes; Agaricales; Omphalotaceae
Exons: 9
Coding region: 164-1975 (603 amino acids)
Biological process (GO): DNA-templated DNA replication; regulation of DNA repair
Cellular component (GO): nucleus
Molecular function (GO): single-stranded DNA helicase activity; ATP hydrolysis activity; enzyme activator activity
Source: RefSeq, a predicted model, not a curated record
UGUCACGCUUCGGUUGUUCUUCUUUCCCUUUACUUCGACGCGCGUGAAUGAAAUAAUAACAUGAGCCCGCGCGAGAGUGAACCAAUCACAGAAUUCUUGUUGAAAGCUCGAAAUUCGAGGUAUCUACUCUUCUCCGGUGCUUAGCCCCAUAUGCUCCCAAGAAAUGCCAAAUCGGAUGAUAAACAUACAUCUUGACAACGGUUGCUCUAGCUCAGACUCUUCAUCUGCCUCUGGGUCCAAAGGCUCCCGACUUUCCCCUCAGGAUCGUACCCGCACCACGUCCAAAAUUCUGACAAACGUCAAAGACACAGGCAUACAUCCUCUGUUUCAGAAAAAGAAGAGUCGUGAUCUGUCAGAAUCUGAACCGUCUACCUCGGCCCUUACCCCCACACAAUCCAAGAAACGAGGUGCAGGAGAUCCAAGUCGUUUCAUGAACAGCCCAACACCCAGUAAUACCCAAUCUUCGAAACGCCAAAAGAUAUCGACGAAUGUUUCCCAAGCCGCCCCGCUUGCUGAAAGGCUUCGGCCAAGUCUGUUAGCUGACUUUGUUGGUCAAGCUCACUUGACCGAGGUCGGCUCCAUGCUUAUGAACUCAAUCAAUAAUGGGUCGUUGGGCAGCAUGAUCUUUUGGGGCCCUCCUGGUUGCGGAAAAACAACAUUAGCAAGACUUGUGGCCAAACAAACGGGUUCUAUAUUCAAGGAACUAUCAGCAACGAUAGUGGGAAUCAACGAAGUAAGGCCCAUCUUUGAAGAAGCAAAAAAUGCCUUGCGGUUAACGGGCAGAAAAACAAUACUCUUUCUUGACGAAGUCCAUCGGUUCAGCAAAUCACAACAGGACGUAUUUCUUCCCUUUCUUGAGCAAGGUCAUAUUCAGUUAAUCGGAGCUACAACCGAAAACCCUUCCUUCAAAUUAACUGCCGCGCUUCUAAGUCGCUGCAGAGUCUUUGUCUUGGAACGUCUUUCGGACGCUAAUAUCGAAGAAAUCAUCAAAAGAGCAGUCAUCCGUCUCUCUCCUCCUUCAUUACAAACAUCCGAAAUCGUGAAAAGUGAACCCUCCCCAGACGACAGUUUUGAUUUCUCCUCCAGCCCCUGCCCACCCACACCUGUAUCUUCCCAAAUCCCUCAACCAUCUUCCCCCCCAUCUUCAACACCAAUACCCAACGGUGUUAUUCCCAAAUCACCCAACCCCACCCCCCUCUUUCCUGCCUAUCCCCAUUUCACCGCCGCAGUCUUAGCUUCUAUCACCUCUCUUUCCUCCGGAGACGCGCGCGCCGCUCUAUCCCUCCUCGACAUGGUUUUAUCAGCUCCGAAAACCACUGCGGAGGAAAAACUAAUCGAGAACCUGCGGCGGUCGGUCUCAGCUAGUUAUGAUCGCAGCGGAGACUCCCGAUACGAUAUGAUCUCUGCAUUGCACAAAAGCGUACGAGGGAGUGAUGUCGAUGCGGCGAUGUAUUGGCUUGCGCGGAUGCUUAGUGCCGGUGAAGAUCCUUUGUAUAUCGCACGAAGAAUGGUUGUAUGUGCAAGUGAGGAUAUUGGAUUGGCGGAUAAUCACGCUUUGCCUUUGGCUAUGGCGGCACUACAAGCUUGUCAGGUAAUCGGAAUGCCAGAGUGUCGUAUAAAUCUCGCACAUAUCGUUGCGUAUCUAGCUGAAGCUCCGAAAUCUACACGAUCAUAUGAGGCGUACAACCGUGCCGAAGCAGCUGCAAAGAGCGAUCUAACACUUCCCGUACCACUGAUUGCACGGAACGCUGCUACAUCACUCAUGAAAGAUUUGGGCUACGCCGAAGGAUACAAGUAUAACCCCGACUACGUCCACCCAGUUCACAACGGUUAUCUUCCAUUAGAGAUCGAGGGUCAACAGUUCAUGAGAAGACCAGGAGACACGUCCGGCAAGUUAUAUGAUGAGGUGGCGUUGAAAGAUUGGGAACGGGAGAGAAACGGUGGGAAAGAGUGGGAAGGACGAUCUAACCUGUAGAUAGGAUAAUCUUGGAAUAAUCUAUCGCUAAUGUGUACAUACAAUCUUGCAUACAGCCCUACUUGCAACGGAAUAACUUGUUGAUAACCGCAGUCCUGCUGCUUGUACCUCGAAAUAAUGGGUCCGUCUGGGUCCGUGCGCUUUCCCCAUGUCACAUGGCAUCCAAAUCCGAUCCAACUGAAUUAAAUUCUUCCG